Messenger RNA from Camelus dromedarius (Arabian camel), 1801 nucleotides. It is a transcript of the gene HOXC5, whose product is annotated as homeobox C5. Gene Ontology annotation, molecular function: DNA-binding transcription factor activity, RNA polymerase II-specific; RNA polymerase II cis-regulatory region sequence-specific DNA binding. The transcript is spliced from 2 exons. The record is from RefSeq and is a predicted model, not a curated record. The coding region runs from base 261 to 929 and encodes 222 amino acids. Gene Ontology annotation, cellular component: nucleus. Gene Ontology annotation, biological process: regulation of transcription by RNA polymerase II; anterior/posterior pattern specification. Lineage: Eukaryota; Metazoa; Chordata; Mammalia; Artiodactyla; Camelidae.
GCCAACAUAUCAAGAUGCGUUUCGCCGGCUUCCAUCACUAACCUCCCGGAGGUCAUCAAGCCAAAUUUAUGAGUGGCCGCUCGAGUCACGUGACUCUAUUUAAGGCUCCCUUAUUUGGGAAGAGCGCAUAGGAUAAAGAAAGAGAUAUCUCCACCUAUAAAUUGUGCACUUUGGAGAACAAAAAACCCCUCAACUUCAAAGAGUCACAAAUCACCCUUAAUCAAAAAGGGUGCAGAAAUUUUUUUUGGGCCCUCCCCGCCAUGAGCUCCUACGUAGCCAAUUCAUUCUAUAAGCAGAGCCCCAAUAUCCCUGCCUAUAACAUGCAAACUUGUGGGAACUAUGGAUCGGCCUCAGAGGUGCAGGCAUCCAGGUACUGCUACGGCGGAUUGGACUUAAGCAUCACUUUCCCACCGCCUGCGCCUUCCAACUCUCUCCACGGGGUAGACAUGGCUGCCAACCCCCGGGCUCACCCCGACCGCCCCGCCUGCAGCGCCGCGGCCGCUCCGGGACACGCUCUGGGCAGAGAUGAAGCGGCUCCUCUGAACCCCGGGAUGUACAGUCAGAAGGCGGCUCGCCCAGCGCUGGAGGAGCGAGCUAAGAGCAGUGGGGAGAUCAAAGAGGAGCAGGCGCAGACAGGGCAGCCCGCCGGACUGAGCCAGCCACCGGCCCCGCCACAGAUUUACCCGUGGAUGACCAAACUGCACAUGAGCCACGAGACGGACGGCAAGCGUUCCCGAACCAGUUACACGCGCUACCAGACUCUGGAACUGGAAAAAGAAUUCCACUUUAACCGCUACCUCACUCGCCGCAGGCGCAUAGAGAUCGCCAACAACUUGUGUCUCAACGAGAGACAGAUCAAGAUCUGGUUCCAGAACCGCAGGAUGAAGUGGAAGAAAGAUUCCAAAAUGAAAAGCAAAGAGGCUCUCUAGAGGCAGCGGGGAGGCCCGCCGAGAGCACCCCGAGCCCGCUUCGGUCGCCCGUCCUUUUCGGUUCUCCUCUCUAGAUAUUUUGGGGCAAGGGCGGGGGCUGGAGCAUGGGCUCCCGGGCCUCACAGAGAAAAGCUCUUUCCCUUGGCAUUCCACAUCCCCACCGACCCCAGGUUCCCGUGGGACUCCCCUCAGUUCUGCUCAGCACCGAGAUCCCAGGACAGGCUCCACAGGGGCUCCCCCAGAGGGCUGUGGCCGAGGGGCUGGUGCUGAGGGAUCCUUGGCCUGGGUUGCCUCUCAGGAUUCCUACCCCAGCCUGGCGCACCCGAGUCCAGGUGGGCCUUGUGGGCACGACAGGAUCCGCUCCCAGACCCUCCGGCCUCGCCCUCUCCUUUGUUUCGGGCUUGGGCACGGCAGGCAGCUGUGGGCUUGGUGAGAGAAUGGUUGUGCCCAGCAGAGUCCGGCACCAGACUCGGGGUACUUCCUUGUAGGGAUUAAACUCGAUGUUCAUUUUUAAAACAACUUGCAUAUGAAAGGGGGGAGAUGACUAAACAUCUGCCUAGGGCCCCCUCAGUUGCCCUAUGCUCUCCAAACCUGCUCCCCCACCCCAAAGCCCGGGAACCUCUCCAGCCUGCGCUCUCUGCAUGCCCUUGCAGGCCCUCAGCCUCAGACCGAUAGCUAGCUCAGCUAGUGGGGUUCCCUGCUACUGGACCCCAGCAAGCGGUCCUAGAGGCUCCUGGCUGCCCAGUAGUCCCCGCCACGACUUUCUGUGUCCUUCUGCCCAUCGCUGUUGUCCAACUAUUUAUUGACUCCAGGUCUUUCCUGAAACUAUAUUUUGUCAUAUCAAAUAAAGACAAAGAAAGAACAGGACUAAA